Molecule: messenger RNA, 2202 nt
Organism: Talaromyces amestolkiae
Lineage: Eukaryota; Fungi; Ascomycota; Eurotiomycetes; Eurotiales; Trichocomaceae
Exons: 1
Coding region: 1-2202 (733 amino acids)
Biological process (GO): regulation of transcription by RNA polymerase II
Cellular component (GO): nucleus
Source: RefSeq, a predicted model, not a curated record
AUGCUCCUCUACCCUACCGUACGUAAUAAGGACCUCAUCACUCACGCUCAGUGGCCGAACACCACUACCGACCUGGACCUCCUACAAGACGGCCAGCUCCCUCCUGACAUUCUCGCCCACAACCACCUCUACAGCCAAGACAUCUCUCAACAGACAUACCACUCUCAGCUACAGUCGCCCUUCAGCUCGCCUCGACUGCAAUUACACCCUUCGUCUGGCUCAUCUUCGCCCACCUUUUCCUCGUCCUCGCCGGCGUUCUCGUCAACUCGCUCUCCAGUCACAAAUUUUUCUGGAGACUUUCCCAUCUUUGACGGUAGCUGGUCUGAAGCACCAUCCAUGAGCGUCGCCUCAUCCUACAAUCCCGCAUUCCACAUUGCACCACCGGCGCCGUCGCCGUAUCCCAACGCUCAAUACUCUACGCCUCAGUACAUGACACAGCAUUCUCCUAUGUUGGCGCAGUCUGGCAUCGCAACCAACACCCACGGCAGUUGGGACACCGACGCCAACGUCCAGCUGCUCAGUCCAGCUCAUGCACAAAAGGGACUCGCUCGCGGUGCACACAAGCGAGCAGCCUCGGGAUCCUCCGGCAAGACGGGUUCAACUUCGCCACAAGCAGCGGCAACAUUUGCCGGGCAAUACCAAAACUCGAAUCCAAAAAAGUCGCUGCCUACUCCAGUGCAGACGCCAGUGCAGAACUCAUUCCUGGCCCCUGCCUUUCAAAAUUACGACCCGUUGACACAUAAUGGCGACACUGCCGCUGCAGAACAGGCAAUGAGGCAAGCAGUCAUGGAACAGCACAGCCACGGUAGCAACCACAACCACAACAAUAGUCAUUCGACCGCCGAAGACGACACCUCCUUCCACUAUUCCCUCGCCCCCUCCGUUUCCAGUCUGAGUCACCACAACUCGCCGGUGACUCCUCAAACUACAUAUGACGAGUUCGAUGAUGGAUCGAAAGCGGUAGUCCAUGGUGAGGACCGAUCUCCUGACUUUGACCGCUGGAUGGGUGAUUACUUACAGUUCGAUGCGAAUCCAGACUUUAAUAGCCAAACCGCCAUGUCAAUUGGCGUGCCCAAACUCAACCGCACCAUCUCUGAUAUCUAUCAAGAUGAGCUCUACAAUACUACCGUUGUGCCUACGUCUUCGCAGCAGAUGCGCAAAGCCAAUACCAACAUGGGUAGUCAGCCAUACCGGAAUUUGUUUGCCGACCGACUCAACGCCGCCAACCAGGGACAUCUAUCAGCUCGCUCUCAAUCACCAGCUGGUACUUCGAUGAACAGAGAGCGAUCCCCAUUCCGCCAGGGAUCUCCUUUGGCUGCAGAUUUCCGGCAGCAGGCUCGACUCCAGGCCUCUGGUCUGGGCUCUGCUUUGCAGUUGCCUGGUGCCCAGCAGGACGCUCAGGGAGAGAUCAAGACUAUUUCUCCCAAGGAUGCACUAUUGGAGUAUAACGAGGGUCCUGAUGACCUUGCCCAUGGCUUGCCAUCGCUGUUCCCUGCGAACGACAUUCCUAUCAGCAGCAAUAUGACCUCUCGCCGACAGAGCGCUACUAGCGCUUUCCAGCCUACAUUGGCCUACAAUUCUAUGGAGACGUUUCCCACUCAGUACGCUACUCAGGCUGCUGGUUUACAACAACCCAUGAACAACUUUAUGCAGCCACAAUUGCCAUCAGCACAAGAUCUCCACGCCAACAAUACAUUGCUGCAGCAAACGCCAGGUUUCCCUGCGUCGCUGCCCACUAUGGAGUCUACGAAUAGCGACAGGGUUAUGGAAACAGCCACCAAACGGCCUAGCGACACCUCGUCGGACUCGGGCACAUAUACAUGCACAUACCACGGGUGUACAUUACGGUUCGAGACACCGGCGAAGCUUCAAAAGCACAAGCGCGAAGCUCACCGGCAAACGAUGGCUGGACAGAACAAUGAGGCAGCCUCGUCAUUGGCUCUACGCAAUUCGCAAGCUGGCCCCCACAAGUGCGAGCGAAUCAAUCCGUCUACGGGCAAGCCCUGCAACUCUAUCUUCUCGCGGCCGUAUGAUUUGACGCGGCAUGAGGACACGAUCCACAAUGCGCGCAAGCAGAAAGUGCGGUGUCAUUUGUGUACGGAAGAGAAGACUUUUUCGCGCAAUGAUGCGCUUACGCGACACAUGCGAGUGGUGCAUCCUGAAGUGGAUUGGCCGGGGAAGCAGCGGCGCAAGGGACACUGA